GACAAAAAUACAAAAACGAAACCAAAAGUGAAUUGAAUUUGAAAUGAAUUUAUAAUUUAAUUGAGUUUUAGGUCUCAUUUAUGACUCAAUUCAUUACCACUGGAUCUGCUAUAAGAGUGUUGACGCCAUUGAGAUGACAGUCGGCGUGUGAUUGCAUGCACAGAGAGAUUAGAUCGACUGAUAAGAUAAGAGACUUAAAAAGACAUACAAUACUCGCCACCACUUGCGAGGGUCUGGUGUAUGAAAGGGGCGGUUAGUCUAUUGGAUGCCAUGACGAACAACUCCGCGAAUGAAGACAAUGGAUCAGAUCGGCGGCCGUUGACCGCCAAUCAUCGGCGCCAACACCGCAGCGGCACCGACACGACCGGCACUUCUACGGCCGACUUCUACGACAUAAACAAUCACUUCUAUGCCAUCAAUGAGCGACCCGUCGAUGACAUAAGUCUGGAGUUCUUCUACAGACCGCAUACCAUCUCACUGUUGACGGUCUCUAUUGUACUCGUCUUCUACUCGGCCUUCACUCGCGAUGACAGUGCCGUUGAGGACAACACGUGGAGUGGAUUACUGUGUGUCGUCUUCUUCUUCCUGAUUAUAUCGAUGCUGGCCUUCCCUAACGGCCCCUUCACUCGACCCCAUCCGGCCGUCUGGCGACUCAUCUUCGGCUUAAGUGUCUUGUAUUUAAUGGCUUUACUGUAUAUACUGUUCCAGAACUACAAGACCGUGAAGUCCAUUAUGUAUUGGUUUUAUCCGGACUUACAGUCCUUUCGCAUCGACUCCGAGAAACAAUAUGCGUACAACUGUUCGGACAUAACGGUGGAGAGGGUGUGGCAGACGAUGGAUGCGUUCGCUUGGGGCCACUUCUUGGGCUGGACUAUGAAGGCGAUGCUCGUCCGCCACUACGGCAUCUGUUGGACGAUAUCAGUCACGUGGGAGAUAACAGAGAUGCAGUUCGCGCACCUCCUGCCCAACUUCGCCGAGUGCUGGUGGGACUCCAUUGUGCUCGACGUCAUUGUCUGCAACGGAUUGGGAAUACUGUUCGGGAUGUGGAUCUGUCGGAUGCUGGAGAUGCGGACAUACAAGUGGGAGAGCAUUAAAGAGAUUAAGUCGACGUCGCAGAAGAUAAGGCGAGCGCUGCUACAGUUCACGCCCGUGGAGUGGACGCACGUGCAUUGGUUCGACCCAACCCGCACGUACGUCCGCUUCCUGGCCGUCACCCAACUGGUCAUCUUCUGGCAGUUGACUGAAUUGAACACAUUUUUUCUCAAACACAUCUUCGACAUCCCGCCCGACCAUCCCCUGUGCGUCGGUCGCAUAGGACUCGUGGGUCUCAUAGUCGCCCCGUCUAUACGCCAAUACUACACGUACGUGACGGACAGUCGGUGCAAACGGGUGGGCACACAGUGCUGGGUGUUUGGCGCCGUGAUGCUGACCGAAGCGCUCAUAUGUAUUAAGUUUGGACUGAAUCUGUUCGCACAAACCCAGAUCCAAAACAUUAUCGUAUGGCUCGUCGUUCAGUUGCUUCUGAGCGUCGCGUGUAUAUCUGCGUGUAUUUGGUGGGCUAAGUACACAACUACCGGUGCCACUGAUGACCCCUCCGUGGCCGCCAAUAAGCUUAAGAAACAGCACAACCGAACGCUGAGUCUUCAGGACAGCCAUACGCUUAGGAACCGAUACAAUGAGAAAAGCCAAUAAUCUCCACUCAAUUCAAUUUAAUAUAAUAUAAUGUUUCGUUUGUUUUUUAAGUGUUUUUUGAAUACCAAAGUACAGUACAGUGAAAACAAUUCAAUUGUUUGAACCAAUAUUAUAGUCGAAUUGACAAUUCAUAGGAUCUUAUAUUUUUCAAUACUCGCCGCUCACUGAUACUCCAGUCCUCCGGCUCCCGUCCCUUUUAGUAUGAAAUUAAUUUGUUUAAUUUAAUUGUUUUAUUUUGACAUUUAUCCAAAGUUCAUGCAAUCCAGUCGCCGAUUUGUUGUGAACAGUAGUAUAAUUCUGAACAAAUAUUGAUGUUAUUUAUU
This is a messenger RNA of Oppiella nova, 2015 nucleotides long. The record is from the annotation of a GenBank genome assembly. NCBI's taxonomy places the organism in Eukaryota, Metazoa, Arthropoda, Arachnida, Sarcoptiformes, Oppiidae.